AUGUUGGGACGGGGAAGCCAGAACGAUGAUUUGUGGACUCGGAGAAAAGGAGUGCCAUCUGCAUCGGCUCUUCACACCUCAUCUGAAGUAGGAUUUUCUUAUUGUGCUUUCUGCAGCAAGAAACACAAGUCUGAGAAGUGCUGGGAUAUCCUGAAGCUCACUUUGAAGGAACGUGAAGAAAAAAUCAAAGCUGCCCAUUUGUGUUUCAAGUGUUUGAGAAGCACAGAAAAGGCUAUGGAAAAAAGUGUGAGUGAUCAGAAGGUUAGUGAUAUUGUAGAACCUUCUGAAAAUUGCAGUCCCCAAGUGAAUCAUACAGCUAGAGUUAAAGUGUUUGGCGAGUCAGGUGCUUGUUGUGAAGCCACCUUGUUGUUUGAUACAGGCUCUGAUAGAUCUUAUGUGUCCAGUAAUCUUGUGAAGAAAGUUAAGCCCAAGUGGGUGAGCUCAGAACCUGUGUCAUAUGCUGCUUUUGGAGGUAGUAAGUCUCCUCCAGGUAAACAGAGUAAUAUUUUUGACUUGCAAUUAGUAGGUUUACAUGGUGCAAAACAUUUAAUGGCUUUAGAGAUUCCAAAGGUUUGUGCACCAUUGACUAGACCCUGUAUUCCUAGUAAUUUGGUUGAUGCAUUUUCUGAUUUUCAACUUGCUGAUGAUUACAAGAAUAAUAGUCACCUGAAUAUAGAUAUACUUGUAGGUUUGGAUGCUUAUUGGGGAUUUAUGGAUCCUGAAAUUAAGCCACAUCAGAGUAAUGGAUUAGUAGCCCAAAAGCCUGUAUUUGGUUGGGUGUUAUCUGGUUCAUGGAAGGUUCCUACUAACAAGAACUAUGAGUCUACACAAAUGUUGUGUAUAGGAAAUGUGACAGAUUCUGAUUUGCGUGAGUUUUGGGAUUUAGAAUCUGUUGGCAUAAGUCAAAAGGAAGCUGUUCCUAGCCCAUUUACCUCAGACCCUGUUUUGAAGCAAUUUUGUGAAAAUGUUAAGUUUGAUGAGGGACGCUAUGAAGUAGGCUUACCUUGGAAGUCGGAUGACUGCAAGAAGAAUCUUAUGAAUAAUGAGGGAAUUGCUAGGAAAAGGUUGCAAGGAUUAGAGCGUAAGUUAGAUAAGGACCCAGAGCUUCAGAAACAAUAUUCUAACGUGUUUACUGAUUAUGAACAAGAGGGAAUAAUUGAAGAAGUCCCUUCAAGUGAAGUUGUAAGUUCUCAGCCUACAUAUUAUAUGCCUCAUCGUCCAGUUGUCAAAGAGAGUAGUUCUUCAACUAAGGUCAGACCAGUUUUUGAUGCUUCUGCAACUAGUUAUAAUGGCACUUCUUUAAAUGAUUGUCUUGAGUCUGGUCCUUCACUUAACGCUGAUCUUGUGAAAGUAUUGGUUCGUUUCAGAAAGUGGAAGGUUGCAUUGACUGCUGAUAUUACAAAGGCAUUCUUGCAGAUUUGUGUUCGGCCAGAAGACCGAGAUGUUCAUCGCUUUUUGUGGGAAUGCAAAGACUCCAUUAGAAUGCUGAGGUUUGUUCGUGUUCCCUUUGGUAACACAAGUAGUCCAUUUUUGCUAAAUGCAACCAUUAAAUACCACUUACAGUCUUAUCCUGAUACUGAAGUAGUAAUAGAGUUAAAGGAUAACCUUUACGUAGAUGAUUGGCUGUCAGGGGCGGACACUGCUGAGGAAGCUUGUGAGAAGUUUAAAGAAGCUCAAAGUAUUUUGGCUGAAGCUGGGUUCCCUCUUUCUAAAUGGCACUCAAAUUGUAAAUUGUUUGCCACAAAGUUUAAUGAUAAAAUUGAUCAUGGUGAUGAACAUGAAUCCACAAAGGUUUUAGGUAUGAAGUGGUUAUCCUUGUCAGAUCAGUUUGUUUUUAAAGGUAUUGAUUUAGACCUGGAGACACAUUUGGUGUCAACCAAAAGAGCAAUUCUUAGUCUCAUAGCCAGGCUUUUUGACCCACUUGGUUUGAUUAGUCCCUUUGUCAUGUAUGCUAAAAUCCUCUUUCAAGACAUAUGGAGACUUGGGCUUGAUUGGGAUGAGUUACUUCCUAAAGAGGUGCAAAAUAAGUUUCAGAAUUGGGUUAAGAGCAUUGCUGCUCUAAAAUAUUGGAAGAUUAAUCGUUGCUAUUUCCCAGAAAUGUCCUGGAAAGAGUUGUCUGGUGUAGAACUCCAUGCCUUUGGUGAUGCUUCAGAGAAAGGGUAUGGAGCUUGCGUGUACUUGAGAGUUCCUCUUGUGGAUGGAACAUACCAGGUGUCAUUAGUGGUAGCAAGGUCAAGGGUAGCACCUAUAAAGAGGGUCACUUUACCUCGACUAGAAUUGCUUGGUGCUUUACUUUGUGCUAGACUCUUAGAUUUUGUGAAGUCUGCCCUCUGUCUCGAUAAGACUGUGACUUAUUGUUGUUGGACAGACUCAAAGGUUGCUCUUGCAUGGAUAAAGGGUAAUCCUUGUAGAUGGAAGGUGUUUGUGUCAAAUAGAGUUGUUGAAAUUCAGAGUCUUACCUCCCCAUGCCACUGGUACCAUUGUCCAGGUAAAGAAAAUCCUGCUGAUCUUGUGUCUAGAGGGGAGUUAGCCGAACCCCUUAUUAAUUCUACUUUAUGGAUAAAUGGCCCUUCUUGGUUGUCUGAACCUUUAACUCUAAGUGAUAAAGGAGAAACUGUAGAGUUACCUGUUGAAGAAAGUUGCAGUAAAGGAAAUAUUUCUUGUGUAUCUGUAAACUCUCCUAAAAUAUUUGAGUUUGAGAGAUGGAGUAACUUCAAUAAGGCACGUUGUGUGGUGGCUUGGGUAUGA
Messenger RNA from Penaeus vannamei (Pacific white shrimp), 2748 nucleotides. Lineage: Eukaryota; Metazoa; Arthropoda; Malacostraca; Decapoda; Penaeidae. The record is from RefSeq and is a predicted model, not a curated record.